UCCCCAUCCUUGUCUAAAUCCUUAUCUUACCCAUCAUCAUUUGAAGUGGACCUCUUACUUGCCACUUCAAAGAGAACAGAGAAGAACAUGGGAGGAGGAGCCUUGUUACCACCGCUAGCCCGAGCAGUCGGAGGCCACAGCCACCCUGCUGACAUCAUCACGCCACCGCCAUCGCCGCCGCUGCCGUCACGCACCGUCGCCAACUUUCAGUCUCGUCAGUCCAUACCCUCCAUAUCUACUGCAUCCCCCGAUGCUGGGCCGUCUCGUCCCUUGGACUCCAUCUUUGGGCCUCUGCCCUCCACAACGGAGCUCGAAAAAGCCAUGUCCGAUCUCCGGUGUUUUAUGCAAGAGAUUUCUGCAGCUAGACGAGAGUUGAGCUGGCUUUGUUCUGAUCAUUCAAGAACAGUGAUGCAGUCUUCUGGAUUUGGAAGACUUUGUGAUGCCUUUCAUAUGCUACAAACAGAACCAUCUGUUCAGAAAAUGGUUCUCUCCAUAGCGUGUGACAAAGCUGUUUGGGAUGCCAUUAUGAACAACCCAGCAGUUCAAGAUUUGCAAGGCUUGUUGUUUGCAGGGACUGCAGGUUUACACGAGACUAUGCAAUUCUAUUCAUUUACAGGUAAAGAUGAAGAAGAAUCUCUGAGCUCUUCACCUGAGAAGCUUGACAUGGUUGCUGUCAUCAUGAAAUGGAUAAUGGACAUAUUAGAGCUGGUUCAGAAAAUCGGGACCCUAGCAGGCCUGAUUUUUCAACCGGCUGAGGAUAAAGCCAUGCCGACUUCUGAACUCUCUGGUCUUGUGGAGGAAAAGAUACGAUCUUCUUUCCUUCUUUCCAUUGUUCUGCUAUUCAUAGUGGUUGCCACUAGAAUCCACGAACAUUGAUCAACAUUCAUAGACAAAGUAGCAACAUAGCAGGCAUCUCCUCUUUGUUAUAUUCAUAUGAACUGUGUUUCUUGUACUAAUGAAGUGUGAGUGUUCCUAUGAUUAUAAACACACCUGUUUUCACAA
Molecule: messenger RNA, 1002 nt
Organism: Ipomoea nil (Japanese morning glory)
Lineage: Eukaryota; Viridiplantae; Streptophyta; Magnoliopsida; Solanales; Convolvulaceae
Exons: 4
Coding region: 88-876 (262 amino acids)
Source: RefSeq, a predicted model, not a curated record